AUGCGUACCGACUAUGGUGUAGAUGUGCCGUCGCCACUUCCAACGACGGCGACGACAGCCGCCACGGCCACGGCCACAGCCAUGCCCGUGGCGGCAGCGACGUCGCCGUCAUCCGCGGUCGCUGAUGCAUCCGCUGGCACAGCUCCCAUGAAUGCGGGUCUGCCGACAGUCGCCGGCAGUGGUGGCAGUAGUAGUAGUGCGAACGGAGCGGGUAAGGGAUCUGGCAGUGGCGCCGACGAGGAGUCGGCUGCGGACGCUGCUCCGUCGUCGGCGCCCAGUGGCAUGGCGUCUCGACGUGGUGUGCGCGCGAACAUCCACGUUAUCCACGGCGCUGCAGGGCGCAUUGCCUGUGUGUCUGACAUCCGUGGCAAUAUGAAGCAAUUGAAUGAGAUUGCCAACGCGACACGAGCAGCAGCAAUCGUGCAUACGGGCGACUUUGGCUUCUUCAUGCCGGACACGAUCGGGCGCAUGGGCGACCGUACGCUGCGUCAUGCUGUACAGUAUUCGCCGUUGAUGUCGAACAAGCUGCGCUCUGUCCUCCUCGACAGCCGCGACUCGCGCGAGACACACCCGCCGCUGACGAAUGGGCCUGUGCCUACGACGCUGCGGCAGAUGCUCGCUGACCACCAGCGGGAGGCAGUGCUCUCAGAGUUCCCGCAGCUGCUCUCAGGCCAACUCUCGCUCCAGGUGCCUGUGUUUACGGUAUAUGGCGCAUGUGAGGACGUGGACGUUGUGGAGCGGGUGCGGUCAGGUGAGUACAAAGUGCCGAAUCUGCACUUGAUCGACGAAGCUACGUCACACGCUAUUGAUGUUGGCGCUUUGCGCGUGCGGCUCUUGGGAUUGGGUGGCGCUGUCGUUCCGCACAAGCUCUUCGACCACGGCGCAGCAACGGGCUCGAUGGCUGGCGGUCAGGGCACGAUGUGGACGACCAUGUUGCAGAUUGGUGAGCUUGUCGAGACAGCGCAGCAUGUGUAUGACCCGGCCGAUGUGCGGAUUCUUGUGUCGUAUGCAAGUCCUGGCCGUGACGUUCUUGUGGACCAGCUUGCACAUGCACUGCAGGCCGACUUCACAAUGAGUGGCGGCCUGCAUUUCCGAUACGGCAUGAGCUAUAAUGACUUUGGGGUGUAUGGGCAACUUGAUACGUAUCGCGCCAAGAUCCUGCGGGCGAAGGAAGAGUUCCAGGACAUGUGGGACGCGGUGAGAAUGCAGGUAGAGUCAGCGAUCGAUCCAUCGCAACGUACGCUCCUGAGUCAUGCUCUGCAUGUUGCGCUACAUGCGCCAUCAGCACCAGCUGUACCAGCUGUAGGCGCAACAUCUGGCCCUGCUGCCUACGCUGCGGCACACACAACGCCUGUUGCCACUCGUGCAGAGGCGUUCAAAAAUAUGUGGCAUUGGAACUUGCCCGAUGCCAGCUUUGGAUCGCUCGUGAUGGAUGUGGCUCACGGCCGCAUCAGCACUGAGCUCCGUAGCCAGGGCGUGAGCUUUGCGCCGCGCCGCGGACGUGCUUCUAUGCCUCCUGUCAAAGUUGCUCUUCCAGCGCCGCGGGACCAUGCGAGCCGCCCAGGCGCAGGCGCGAGUGCAGCCCCAGGGGUGUCAUCAACGAUGGGCGCGGCAGCGGCUCCUGCUUCACCAGGGACGUCGGCAUCGCUCGCUACCACUCUCGCGACAUUGUUCCUUGGUCACCUGGGCGAUGCACAUCCUGUAUCUGAACAGGAUGUGCGCGUCUACUUUGGCGAGCGUGCAGCGAAUAUUAUGCGUGUGCAGUUCUUCCCGUCAGAGCGCGAUCGUCGUGCGAAUGACAAGGACGAGCCACGCAUGCGCAACUUUGUGCAUGUCGUGUUCAAGAGCGAGGAGGCGGCCAAGGAUGCAUUGCAGUGCCAGGGCAACACGAUCAAGAACACGAGCGUUGUGCCGACACUGGAGCGACUUGAGCGCUCACGUCCAAAGACACGCCCUCCGAAGGAUGCCAAGUCGGACGAAGCGUCCUCCAGCCACCGCCCACGUGCAGGACGCCGGGGACGCGGUGGACGUGGUGGACGUGGACGCAACUCGGCCGGGGCCUCUUCCUCGACGACGCCAGCGUCAUCUGCCGCGAAAGAGGCGCCCGCACCAGCACCAGCACCAGCACCAGCACCAGCACCAGCACCAGCACCAGCACCAGCAUCAGCGCCAACACAAGCGGCAUCUUAG
Messenger RNA from Malassezia globosa CBS 7966, 2190 nucleotides. RefSeq lists its product as uncharacterized. Lineage: Eukaryota; Fungi; Basidiomycota; Malasseziomycetes; Malasseziales; Malasseziaceae. The transcript has a single exon. The record is from RefSeq and is a predicted model, not a curated record. Gene Ontology annotation, molecular function: RNA binding. The coding region runs from base 1 to 2190 and encodes 729 amino acids.